Papilio machaon (common yellow swallowtail) is the source of this 805-nucleotide messenger RNA. RefSeq lists its product as uncharacterized. The transcript is spliced from 2 exons. The coding region runs from base 89 to 481 and encodes 130 amino acids. The record is from RefSeq and is a predicted model, not a curated record. NCBI's taxonomy places the organism in Eukaryota, Metazoa, Arthropoda, Insecta, Lepidoptera, Papilionidae.
UCACUGUCGUACAACAUCCCGACGCGUAAACAUAACAUAGACGAAGCAAUAAUAUUUUAUUUUAUUUUUAAAAUAGUCGUUUAGAAACAUGUCUAUAAAGUCUAUUUUGCUGUUAAUUACUUUAUCGUUAGUUGCCUUUUGCAAUGGUGCGUUUAGUGAACACAAUGACGUCAUCGAAGGCAGAGGAAAGAAGAAAAAAAUCGCUUUAUACGUGUACUGGGCAGACAUAAUAGUCAAGAAGAUCUUCGUCCUGAAGCUGAUAUACGCCUUUGUUUUCUUCGUGGUCAUCCACAAGGCGGGCUACUUCCUCUCAUGGUUCAUCAGUUACCUCAAGGAGCAGAAGAGAGAUCAUCAUGAGUAUCAUCACAUUCCUCAUCAUCACUAUGACUACGGACCCCCAAGCAGUUACGGACCCCACAGUAGUUACGGACCCCCCAGCAGUUAUGGAGGUCCAUAUAGAAGAGAAAGCCAUGGCGUGUAGUCUUAAUUACUAUAGUAAUAAUUUAAAAUAUUUAUUCCUUAAUACUACACAUGUAUUGAACCCCCUAAGGUUUACUUGAUAUCUAUAUAUGUAUUUAUCAAAAACAUAUCUGACACAUUUUGUCUGAUCCGAACCUUAUCUCAAAUAUUUCAUUUAAUUACGUUUGCUAAGAUUUGAUGGCAUUCCCAUAUCAAUAACAAUUGUACACACAUGCGCCUGACACUUCCUUAUAUUACCCCUUAGUCUUGCCUUUAUUACACGUCAAUCUAAUAUAACAGAUCCUAAACAUAAAUACUCGUAUAUUUACUUCAAACAUAAUAUUAU